Molecule: messenger RNA, 1075 nt
Organism: Rhineura floridana
Lineage: Eukaryota; Metazoa; Chordata; Lepidosauria; Squamata; Rhineuridae
Gene: ROPN1L
Product: rhophilin associated tail protein 1 like
Exons: 7
Coding region: 395-1033 (212 amino acids)
Source: RefSeq, a predicted model, not a curated record
UACACUACAGAUAAAAUCUCAGUUCCGGGCUAAAGCUGAACAGAUUUUCUAUUCUAAAAUCCGAGGCAAACACUACAUCGAGGAGUCACCAUAGAGAUUCCCAAGCUUACAGUGCGGCCAUUUCCUCCUAUGCAGAAACUUGAGCAAGAGCGGUUUUCAACUGUCACUCUAGCUUUCCCCCUUCUCUGUGGUUCUCCUGGUUGCUAUGAGACGGCGAGACACGCGUGCGUUGCUAUAGAAACUCAACGGCGGAGCUCAUUCUUUUCAAGAGAGUGCGGAGAGGUGAAGAAAGGAAGCAAAGGAAGCAAAGGGAAGGGGCCAUAUCGCUGUGGUGAGCAGGGCUGGAGCCUGAAGGCAAAAUUCUUAGGUUUUUGAUUUUGGACAUUGAAUCAUCAUGCCUGUUCCAGAUGUUAUGUUCUGUGCACAGCAGAUCCAUGUUCCCCCUGAACUGCCAGAUAUUAUGAAACAAUUUACCAAGGCUGCUAUCAGAACCCAACCACGUGAUGUACUCCAGUGGUCUUAUGGGUAUUUCUAUGCUUUGUCAAAUGGAGAGCCUCUUCCUGUGAAGGACCGUGUUGAAAUGCCAGUUGCCACACAGAAAAAUGACACUGGUCUGACACCAGGACUCCUUAAAAUUUUGCAUAAACAGCUUUCUGAAAAGGGAACAGUGGAUAUAGCAGAACUCCAGAAAAAAUGGAAAAACUUGUGCUUGCCAAUGCAACAGCUGCACAACCUUCUUCGACUGGAUGAGUUUGUAGAGGGAGUUGAAUGGAUUAAGUUCUUUGCACUUGCGUGUAGUGCUCUUGGUGGGUCCUUACUCAGUUCUAUGAAACAUGCCUGUGGAAUUCUUACAAAUGAUCCAGAUGGUGGAGCAGCCCGCAUUCCAUAUGAUACUUUUGCAUUUAUCUAUUCAUACCUGGCUGGCUUAGAUGAGGAAAUACCUGAGGAAGAAGUAGAGACUUUUCUCAAAGCUCUUAAAGAAGCAUCGUCACGUAAGGAAUAUAUGGUUGGAGUUGCAGAUUUCGGCAAAUGAAGUCUUAAAACAAGACUUAGUACAUAACAGAAUAUGGAAUAA